Trematosphaeria pertusa is the source of this 1416-nucleotide messenger RNA. Its product is annotated as cytochrome P450. The transcript is spliced from 3 exons. Bases 1 to 1416 code for a protein of 471 amino acids. NCBI's taxonomy places the organism in Eukaryota, Fungi, Ascomycota, Dothideomycetes, Pleosporales, Trematosphaeriaceae. The record is from RefSeq and is a predicted model, not a curated record. Gene Ontology annotation, molecular function: oxidoreductase activity, acting on paired donors, with incorporation or reduction of molecular oxygen; iron ion binding; heme binding.
AUGCACUGCGUCUACGCCUACAUCUCAUCACCUACGCAGACCAUCAGAAAUAUGGCGAAGUUAUGCGGCAUGGACCGAAUAAACUCGUCUUCAACACCGUCACGUCAUUGCACAACAUCUAUCAUAAUGAGCGACUUGGAAAACCACACAACUAUCGUCUCGCAGACGAGCGAGCACCAUAAUAUUUUCAAUGUCUUGGACAAGAAUGUGCAUAGGCACAAGCGCAAGAUCAUUGGGAGAUGCGUCUCAGAGAGAUCAAUGCGCGGCUUCGAGCCCAUUAUGAUCCGGCACAUCGACACUCUGAUCACGCAACUUGCCCAUUCGAGAAAGCGAGAAGAAUCGACCAACAUGACAACGUACUGCAAUCGCUUUGGCUUCGAUGUCGUUGCCGACUUGAGAUUUGGCGAGUCACUGAAACUCCAGACCGAUCCCCAGUAUCGAUGGAUGAUUCGCUGGUUGGAGGUUGCCCAUGUGCGGAACAACACUCACAUCCAGGCGCCAACGGUGAAGUGGCUCGGUCUAUACAUUCCGCUUCUAAUCUUCUUGAUAGCGCGGGGUGAUAAGUUCAACGCCAUGGUCGACGGGCUCAUCAGUAGGCGGAUGGAGAGAGGCAUUCAUUCGCGCGAGGAUUUCUUUUCGCUGAUGCUUGAUUCGAAGAACCCUACGACUGGCAAGGCUACCACGAUCGAGGAAUUCACCGAGGAAGUGAUGUUCUUCUUCCCAGCAGGCGGCGAUACUACAACCACAGCUCUCUGUGCACUCCUCUUCUAUCUCUCCCGCUACCCAGACUGCUACAGACGGGUAGCUGAAGAGGUUCGCUCGACCUUCAAGAACGAUGUAGAGAUCCAUACCGGCCCAGCACUUUCAAACUGUCGCUAUCUCCGCGCCUGUUUCGACGAGGCCCUGCGCUUUUCACCGCCAGUGCUAGGCACGCUAUGGCGAGAGCUUCUAUCAACGGACCCUGAGCCCUUGGCCAUCGACGGCCACGUUAUUCCUAAAGGAACCUUUGUCGGAGUGAACAUCUACUCGAUCCACCACAGCGCCAAGUACUUUCCCGACCCAUUCGCCUUCAAACCAGAGCGAUGGCUUUGGAACGAGACAGCGAACACUUCCGAAGAUGCUAAGCUGGCAAUGAAGACUAUGCACCGGGCGUUCACGCCAUUCUCCAGUGGUUCGCGCGGCUGUGCGGGCAAAGCCAUGGCGUACAUGGAAUCUAGCCUCGUCAUGGCCAAGGUCCUCUUGCACUUCGACUUCGAGCACGCGCCCCGGGAGCAGGGAGACGUUGGCGGCGGGUCGGCAAAGAAGGGCGGUGUCCGCGCCCGGCGGGGUGAGUUUCAACUCUACGAUCACUUCAGCACUAGCCACAACGGGCCACAUCUAGUACUGCGGGCGAGAGAGAUGACUGGAAAGGGGUGA